Molecule: messenger RNA, 2091 nt
Organism: Microdochium trichocladiopsis
Lineage: Eukaryota; Fungi; Ascomycota; Sordariomycetes; Xylariales; Microdochiaceae
Product: allantoate permease
Exons: 1
Coding region: 178-1902 (574 amino acids)
Biological process (GO): tripeptide transport; dipeptide transport; allantoate transport
Cellular component (GO): plasma membrane
Molecular function (GO): allantoate transmembrane transporter activity; dipeptide transmembrane transporter activity
Source: RefSeq, a predicted model, not a curated record
UGAUCGUCCAGGGUCCUCCCCGUUUGGAGCCGAUGCAACACUGUCGGCGACCUACGCUGCCUGCCUUAUCGCGGGUCGCCGCUGUCGGAGCCGGCCCGACGUCGAGAUAGCCACACCCGGCAUGCGACCACAUUUUUGCUGAUAAUAAUCUCCCCGGCCGGCGAUCAAGAGGAAGGAAUGUCUUCUCCCUUCUCGUCCCACGUCCAGCAGCAGCGCCGCCCACGACGGGGCUCGUCCUCUUCGACUCACAGCCAGUCGCCUCUCAUCAUGGCCGUCGCCCAGUCCUACAGCGGCAACGAAGCCACCACGAUGCCUGCAAAGGACAUGGCAGCAUCUCCAGGCGCUCCGCACGAUGGGGAUGAGGCCGCUCCUGCUGCCCCCAGCGGUCACUCGCACGAGCACCUCGUGGACCUCGACCAGUUCCCGGGCCUCGUCAAGGCCAUUGACUGGCACAUCAUGCCCCUGCUCUUUGUCACGUACCUCUUCAACUUCAUGGACAAGACCAUCCUCUCGAGCGCCGCCGUCUUUGGCCUGCGCGAGGACAACAGCCUCGUCGGCGACAACUACUCGUGGGUCUCGAGCGUCUUCUACUUUGGCUACUUCUUCUGGGCCUACCCGACCACCCUCCUCGUCGCCCGCCUCCCCGUCGGCAAGUACAUGGCCGUCAAUACCCUCUUCUGGGGCCUCGUCGUCGCUCUCACUGCCGCCUGCCACAACUAUGCCGGCCUGCUCACCGUCCGCUUCUUCCUCGGCGUCGCAGAGGCCACCAUCUCCCCGGCUCUCAUGUUCAUCACCUCGACCUGGUACACCCGUGACGAGGUCCCCUCCCGCACCGGCAUCUGGUUUGCCGGCAACUCGGUCGGCGGCCUCGUCUCGUCCCUCCUCGCCUACGGCAUCGGCCACAUCACCGACCGGGUCGGGCCCUGGCGGUGGAUGUUCAUCAUCCUCGGCGUCUGCACGUUUGUCUGGGGCUUUGUGCUCUACUUCUUCCUGCCCGACUCCAUCUCCACCGCCAAGUUCCUCUCCCCGGAGCAGCGCCAGCACGCCGCAGACCGCGUCGUCAUCUCGGGCACGGGCAGCACCGACAAGACCACCUGGCAGUGGGCCCAGAUGCUCGAGUGCCUGCGCGACCCCAAGACCUGGCUCAUCUGGAGCAUCUCGCUGCUCUGCCAGAUCCCCAACGGCGGCACCCAGACCUUUGCCAACCUCGUCAUCAAGUCCUUCGGCUUCACCUCGCUGCAGUCCACCCUCAUCAACAUCCCUUACUCGCUCAUCUCGGCCGGCUGCAUCGCGGGCACCGGCUACAUUGCCGGCCGCUUCCGCUCCAUGAACUGCAUCCUCGUCGCCCUCAUCGUGCUCCCCCCCGUCAUCGGCUGCGCCCUCAUCGGCUCCCGCGGUAAGAUCCCGCACGGUGUCUCGCUGUUCGGCUACUUCCUGCUCUCCACGGGGCCCUCCGCGCUGCCCCUGCUGCUCUCCCUCGUCCAGGCCAACUACCGCGGCGUCACCAAGAAGAUGACCAUGACGGCCAUGCUCUUCAUCGCGUACUGCGCCGGCAACAUCGCGGGGCCCCAGCUGUUCAAGGCGUCCGAGGAGCCCACGUACGACACGGCCUUCCGGGCCAUCAUGGUGUGCUACGCGCUCGUGGUGCUGCUCGCGGCCGUGCUGAGGGUGUAUCUCCAGGCCGUCAACAAGAGGCGCCAGCGCGAGGAGGGAAUCGAGGGCAGCUCUGGUGCCGCGGGGGCUGUGGGCGGGGGCAAGGUCGUUGACGACGGGAACGUGGUUGCUUCUGUUGGUGGCGACGUGAAUGGGCAACAGCAGGGAGGUCGGGAGGUGCAGCUGAGGCCGGAGGACUACGAGGAUGUCACGGACUGGAACACUUUUGGGUUCCGGUACCGGCUGUGAGUGUGUUGUUAUUUGGGCAACUUUGUCGCUUAUUUAGCAUAAAUGCUCACCGAGAUAUUAUUGUAAUCGAGAACGUGCCGUCGUCCCCGGUAUAGGGUGGCGGGUUUUUGAAACGGCCUUGGCGCAGUUGGCCGCUUGACGACCUGUGCCUAGAUCAGUCCUACUCAAUAUAUAUAAACUAUAUUCCCA